GGGCACGGUGGCCGCCGUCCGCGUGCACGAGGCAGGCGGGGCGGCCGUGGCCCCAAACUACGUUUCCCGGGGUGCUCCGCGCAGCGCGGCACCCGGAAGUGAGUGACGGAGGCGGGAGGUGCGGGGCGCCGCGGUGGAACUUGUCCGGGUGUUUCCUGGCGACGGGGGAAGUGAGGCUCCGCCGCUGCCGCGGACAGUAGGAGCCGCGUUUCUCCCCCUCCCCCCUCCCGGGCGCCUGAUCUACCAUGAGACCCGCUAUUUUCCUGCUCUUGCCUGAACCUGGCUGUGUCUUUCUUCUUCUGGUGUCUUGGCUUUUUAAUCCAACAAGAAGUGAAAUAACAAGUCUAGAUAGUGGAAAUAUAGAUGACAUUUUAAACAAUGCAGACGUUGCUUUAGUUAAUUUUUAUGCUGAUUGGUGCCGCUUUAGCCAAAUGCUUCAUCCUAUUUUUGAGGAAGCUUCCAAUGUAAUUAAGGAGGAAUAUCCAGAUAAGAAUCAAGUAGUGUUUGCCAGAGUAGACUGUGAUCAGCACUCGGACAUAGCUCAGAGAUACAGGAUAAGCAAAUACCCAACCCUGAAACUCUUCCGGAAUGGAAUGAUGAUGAAGAGAGAAUACAGGGGCCAGAGAUCUGUGACAGCAAUAGCAGAUUAUAUCAGGCAACAGAAGAGCAAUCCUAUUCAGGAAGUCCAGGAUUUGGUAGAAAUUAGUACUCUUGAUCGUAGUAGAAGAAAUAUUGUUGGAUACUUUGAACAAAAGGACUCUGACAACUACAGAACUUUUGAAAGAGUAGCAAAUAUUUUGCAUGAUGAUUGUGUAUUCUUGUCUGCAUUUGGGGCUAUUUCAAAACCAGAGAGAUUUAGCGGGGACAAUGUUAUCUACAAGCCACCAGGGGAAAAUGCUCCAGAUAUGGUAUAUUUAGGCUCUCUAACUAAUUUUGAUUUGGUUUAUGCAUGGACACAAGAUAAAUGUGUACCUCUAGUUCGAGAAAUUACGUUUGAAAAUGGAGAGGAACUGACAGAAGAAGGCCUUCCUUUUCUCAUUCUUUUCCAUAUGAAAGAUGACUUGGAGAGUUUAGAGAAAUUCCAACAGGAGGUUGCACGACAAUUAAUAAGUGAAAAAGGUACAAUAAACUUUCUCCAUGCUGACUGUGAUAAAUUCAGGCACCCACUCCUCCAUAUUCAGAAGACUCCAGCAGACUGCCCUGUUAUUGCCAUUGAUAGCUUUAGGCACAUGUAUGUCUUUCCAGACUUCAGUGACCUGUUAGUUCCAGGUAAACUGAAGCAAUUUGUAUUAGAUUUGCAUUCUGGAAAACUGCAUAGAGAGUUUCAUCAUGGCCCUGACCCAACUGAUGUAGCACCUGGUCAGCCAGUUCAGGAUUUAGCAAGCAGUCCACCAGAGAGUUCAUUCCAGAAACUAGCACCCAGUGAACAUAGGUACACCUUAUUGAGGGAAAAAGAUGAACUUUAAAAACUUGAAAUAAUCUUGCAAGCCUUUCAGAGAGCAGCAUUGACUUCUGUGUGGUGGAAAUAGUAAACCUAUAUUUUCAUAAUUCUAUGUGUAUUUUUAUUUUGAAUAAACUGAAAAAUAAUUUUUUUUCUCCCCAGGCUUGUAAAUACAUUUGUUUGGUGGGUCAUUCUGUACAGCAUCUUUCACACAGUAUGUUCCUAAAUGCUAUAGUAAAAUAUCAGAGACCCACCCAGACUGUAAUUCUGUUCUGUAAAACUUUUAUAAUCCAAAUGAAGGUAUCUUUGCCAGAGACAUGCUGUUAACUUGCACUAUUCCAUUAAAUAGGACUUUUGGAUUGUUUUCUGUCUAAUCUUGGUAGUAUGAGCUUUUUUCUUCCUCUUUAUGUGAACAGUUAUCUUGGUAAUCUAUUUCUUUGACACAUUUUUCUCCAACUUAUGAGGGUCUAUUCUGGAUACUUGGGAGGGGAAUAAAUUAAAGUUUUACAGAAUCUUG
Messenger RNA from Rhea pennata, 1958 nucleotides. It is a transcript of the gene ERP44, whose product is annotated as endoplasmic reticulum protein 44. The coding region runs from base 246 to 1466 and encodes 406 amino acids. Lineage: Eukaryota; Metazoa; Chordata; Aves; Rheiformes; Rheidae. The transcript is spliced from 12 exons. Gene Ontology annotation, cellular component: endoplasmic reticulum membrane; endoplasmic reticulum-Golgi intermediate compartment. Gene Ontology annotation, biological process: protein folding. Gene Ontology annotation, molecular function: protein disulfide isomerase activity. The record is from RefSeq and is a predicted model, not a curated record.